AUGUGGCCGGCUUGGCAACUGAUAACGCUGCUGGGGCUUCUGGCCAGAGUUUUGGCCCUUCACUCAACGCCCGACAGAGCCAUGGCCAUAAGCGCGGCGCUGCUUGGCCAGGACUUUGAGGAUUUUCAGCCAUACUUCGCGGAGAAGAAGGAACCGGAACCGGAUCAGUUGGUGGCCGCCACAAAGCACGAAGAACACUCCGAGGGCGGCGAGGAGGAGUCUGGCGAGGAGCAUCACAGCGAGCACUUCCACAAAAAAGGAGGCAAAAGUAAGAAGGGUCACAAGCACGACGAGCACUCCGAGAAGGGUGAGAAGGGUCACCACGAUAAGGAGGGCAAGAAAGGGGAGCACGGCGAGGAGGAGGGUCACGAGAAGAAGCACAAGCACUCCGAGUCGCAUCACAAAAAGAAGAAGAAGGGCUCCAAGGGCGAAAAGGGCAGCGAGUUCGAGGAUCAUGGCUCCUACAAAAAGGGUCACUCCAUCAAGGGCAAGCACAAUGUCCACAAACUAGACGAGAACAAAAAGGAGAAAAAGUUCUACGACGAGGAUCACAAUGAGGGCGGUGAGGAGAAGCACGGCGGAUUCGAAGAGUCCAAGAAGCAUAAAAAAGGCAGCAGCUUCAAGAAGGGUCAUCACAAAAAGGGUGGACACGAGGAGCACUACGGCAAGAAGGGUCACAGCAAGAAGGGCCACAAGAAGAAGGGUCACAAGGGACACAAGAAGAAGCACGAGGAGUCCAAGAAGUGGGGCCACAAAAAGGAGCACGGCAAGAAAGGUGGCGAAGACCACAAAAAGAAGUGGCAUAAAUCCAAGAAACAAAGCAGCGAACACGAUCAUGGACAUCAUUAAACUUCCAGUUGACCUUCUUAGGAUUUUUACUAUUUUAUUUUGUAUUUUGUAAGCAUUAAAAAC
Messenger RNA from Drosophila eugracilis, 912 nucleotides. RefSeq names its product high mobility group nucleosome-binding domain-containing protein 5. The transcript is spliced from 2 exons. NCBI's taxonomy places the organism in Eukaryota, Metazoa, Arthropoda, Insecta, Diptera, Drosophilidae. The coding region runs from base 1 to 849 and encodes 282 amino acids. The record is from RefSeq and is a predicted model, not a curated record.